CCACCGUAGAAGAAGCCAGUCGCUGCGCGUCUGUAACGAUGGCGGCCACCCUGAGAAGCAGCCUGGUAACAUUGGUCAAGGGCCUGAGUGCUCCCCGCUGGCAGCAGCUGGCCUCUCGACCCUUCGGUGUGUCUGCUGGCCGCUCUGGUCCAGAAGCCCCACCGGCGCGUGCCGAUGCCAUCUUCAAGGUCACGAUGUUGCCGGGUGAUGGAGUGGGACCUGAGCUGAUGACUGCCGUCAAGGAAGUGUUCAAGGCAGGAGAUGUCCCAGUAGAAUUUGAGGAGUUUCACCUCAGCGAAGUUCAGAACAUGGCUAGUGAGGAGAAGCUGGAGGAAGUGCUUACCUCUAUGAAAACCAACAAAGUGGCCAUGAAAGGAAAGAUUCACACACCCAUGGAAUUCAAAGGGGAGCUGGCUUCAUACGAGAUGCGACUGAGGCGCAAACUGGACCUGUUUGCUAACGUGGUUCAUGUGAACAGCCUGCCGGGCUACAGCACUCGGCACAACAACCUGGACCUAGUCAUCAUCCGUGAACAGACUGAGGGGGAGUACAGCUCCCUUGAGCACGAGAGUGUGACCGGUGUGAUCGAAUGUUUGAAGAUCAUCACCAGAGUGAAGUCGCGCCGCAUCGCCAAGUUUGCCUUUGAUUACGCCACCAAGAAAGGACGAAGCAAGGUCACCGCUGUUCACAAGGCCAACAUCAUGAAAUUGGCAGAUGGCUUGUUCCUGCAGUGCUGUGCGGAGGUGGCAGAACUGUACCCCAAAAUCAAAUAUGAGAACAUAAUUAUUGACAACUGUUGCAUGCAGCUGGUCCAGAACCCGUACCAGUUUGACGUGCUGGUGAUGCCCAACCUGUAUGGGAACAUUAUUGACAACCUGGCAGCAGGGCUGGUUGGAGGAGCGGGAGUUGUUCCUGGGGAAAGCUACAGUGCAGAGUAUGCUGUCUUUGAGACUGGUGCACGCCACCCCUUUGCACAAGCUGUAGGACGGAACAUUGCCAACCCCACAGCCAUGCUGCUCAGUGCAGCUAACAUGCUCAGGCACCUCAACCUGGAAUAUCACUCCCAAAUGGUGUCGGAUGCGGUCAAGAGGGUCAUCAAACAGGGCAAGGUACGGACACGAGACCUUGGUGGGUACUCUACGACUGGCGACUUUGUGCUAGCUGUUGUGGAAAACCUGCGUCACCGACCCGUUUACUAAGAUGUGUCGUCGCACCCCUCACUGAUAUUUCCCUUAAAUCUGAACUGUUCUUGACAUGACCUGCCCCCGAGUUAAGGCUCACCUCCCCCCGUAAUGCAAACUGACAGUUGUGCCACACGGUUUUGAGGGGCAACAUAAUGUAUUUGUUUUAUCAAUUUCGCCUUGUGUUAAAACUUUACUCAAAAAAACAUGUGCCACUCAUGAGGCCUCUUCUUUCAUCUUGUACAUCUACAGUACCACUCAAAAGGUUGGACACCCUCUAGUUUUCGCAUGUCCUUGUUCCGUCAGCUAUGUUGGCCAGACAGACGACCUGCUGUCACACAUAGUAAAGAAACUUGUCCGUGAAGCAACCAGAGGGUCUCCAACAUCAAAUUGACCUCCCUUUUUAUCAAAGUGCUGGUCAUAACUGAACCAUAUAUAGAGUAGCUACUACUACAGCUCAAUAUACAGGAUCUUUCAAUAUUUAUAUAUAAUCAAGAUCUACCAUAUGUUGAGGAUUACCCUUAUUAUCUGUAACCCUCAGAGAGGUGUUAUGUAGAUACUACAGAUUAAUAGCCAAAGAUAUGAUGUCACAGUAAAGCCAGUCCUCCAUCCAUUGAGACAGCAUCAACGGGUUGUUUUAUGAAUCAAUAAUCUCAGGAGUUUCUGAUUUGUUUUUUUUAGUCUUGCAACAACAUAUUAAAUGAGUCAUAAUUUUAUAUAAACAUAAUUUCCAAGGUGUUCUAUAAAAAGUGAUUUGUAUAAGACCGUGCUGCUUGUACAAACAGAACUUUCAAUGUCAGAAUUAAAAAAGCUGCUCCAAGUCA
Messenger RNA from Pungitius pungitius (ninespine stickleback), 2005 nucleotides. RefSeq names its product isocitrate dehydrogenase (NAD(+)) 3 non-catalytic subunit beta (gene idh3b). Gene Ontology annotation, molecular function: oxidoreductase activity, acting on the CH-OH group of donors, NAD or NADP as acceptor; magnesium ion binding; NAD binding. Gene Ontology annotation, cellular component: mitochondrion. NCBI's taxonomy places the organism in Eukaryota, Metazoa, Chordata, Actinopteri, Perciformes, Gasterosteidae. Gene Ontology annotation, biological process: isocitrate metabolic process; tricarboxylic acid cycle. The coding region runs from base 39 to 1199 and encodes 386 amino acids. The transcript has 11 exons. The record is from RefSeq and is a predicted model, not a curated record.